AUCAGUAGUAUUAGAAAAACUCAAGGGGGACAUGAUUAAGUGACCAAAAAUCAGGGGGUAAAAUAUAAUUUGCUCAAUAUUUUAGUUCACCAGUCAUUUCGAGAUGGAAGAAAUAACAAUAAUUUUCACUUUGGACGUGUUUAACAUCAACAAUCCGCUCCUAGAUAUAAAAAUGAAAAGGAAUGAAAAUUCACUAGUAACCAUCCCACGGUAUCAUUGGUAAACUCAGUGCAAGUCACACCCAACUUCUUUCUUUGGUUUGGUUGGCCACUUCUUUUUCAUCCUUUUCCCAUGGUAAUAACUUUACAUUCUUCCCUGAAAUCACACGAUUCACAACCCCCCUCUUGACCGCUCAAUUCAUCCCUAUUAUUAUGCCUUUCAUUUGGAAAACACCAUCCUUCAAAAAUAAAUGUGGCAAAAAUAAACACAGCAACCAUUUUGAAAACCGAAAAAUAUUACUCUCUCCGUCCCAUAAUUAUUGUCCAGUUUUAGUUUUCAUUUUUAGUUCAAAUUGCACUAAAAAUGAAAUCUUAAACUGGACAAUAAUUUUAGGACAAAGGAAGUAUUAUAAUUUUCAUCUACUAAUAUCUGGUUACUUUAUCCUAGUGUAAUAAUUUAGCCCUCUCCACAUGCUUCCUUAUUAAUAUCUGAUUCCUUAUCCUUGUUUUAAAAAAAUCAUUGCCUACAUUGUCAAAGUCGCAACAAUUAUUUUCACAAAACAAAUAUAUCAUAAAACCUAAUUUAAAAUUCAAAGCGUAAUCAACCUUCCUACUUUCCUUUUUCAUUUAAUAUUUUUUUUUCUGGCUCUUUUUAAAAACAAAAAAAAAAGUUGAAAAUAGGAAUGCCAAAAAAAAUCGACAAGACAGACGAUCUUACCCUUUUCUUCCCCUUUAUAAAUCCACCCCCCAUCUCACUCUGCCAAAAAGAAAAAACACUUCAUCCCACAUCUUCCCCAGUUAACUCCAAACAUGGCGACUCUUUCGUUCUUCUUCCUUCUUUCCAUCUUAUCUUUCUCUUCGGCUUUGGACAUGUCCAUCGUGAAUUACGACCUCAAAAGCUGGAGGUCCGAUGAGGAAGUCAAGGCCCUGUACGAGGAAUGGCUGGUGAAACACGGCAAAUCCUACAACGGGUUAGGCGAGAAAGACAAGAGGUUCGAUGUGUUUAAGGAUAAUCUCAGGUACAUCGAUGAGCAAAACAGCUUGCCUGACCGGAGCUACCAGCUCGGGUUGAACCGGUUUGCUGAUUUGACCAACGAGGAGUACCGGUCUAAGUACUUGGGAACCCGGAUUGAUCCCAAGAGGAGGCUAGCCAAGAAGCCCAGCAACCGGUACCUUCCCAAACUCGGCGAUGAGUUGCCGGAUUCCGUUGACUGGAGAAAAUCCGGCGCCGUUGCUCCGGUCAAAGAUCAAGGAAGCUGUGGGAGUUGCUGGGCUUUCUCAACUGUUGCAUCGGUUGAAGGAAUCAAUAAGAUAGUUACCGGCGAUCUGAUCUCAUUGUCGGAACAAGAACUGGUGGAUUGUGACAAGACUUACAAUGAAGGAUGCAAUGGAGGUCUUAUGGACUAUGCUUUUGAGUUCAUCAUCCAAAAUGGCGGAAUUGACACUGAAGAUGACUAUCCUUACAGAGGCAGAGACAUGAGAUGUGAUACAUACAGGAAAAAUGCCAAGGUGGUUACUAUUGAUGGCUAUGAAGAUGUACAAGCUGGGGAUGAGGCAGCAUUGAAAACCGCUGUCGCAUCACAGCCAGUCAGUGUUGCCAUUGAAGGCUCUAGCAGAGAUUUCCAGCUCUACUACAAGGGUGUAUUUACUGGAAAAUGUGGUACACAAUUGGACCAUGGUGUGAAUGUUGUUGGAUAUGGUACAGACAAUGGUAAAGAUUACUGGAUUGUUAGGAAUUCAUGGGGUGCCUCAUGGGGAGAAAACGGUUACAUCAGAAUGGAAAGAAAUGUGAAGUUGCCAACAGGGCUUUGUGGAAUCACCUCUGAGCCAUCUUACCCAGUUAAGAAUGGUAAGAAUCCCCCAAAUCCUGGCCCUUCUCCACCAUCUCCAAUCAAGCCUCCUGCUGUCUGUGAUGAUUACUAUGAAUGCCCGGAGGACAACACCUGCUGCUGCGUGUAUGAGUAUGGUAACUACUGCCUUGAAUGGGGAUGCUGCCCACUCGAAGGUGCAACCUGCUGCGAAGAUCAUUACAGUUGCUGCCCACAUGAGUACCCAGUUUGCAAUGUCCAAGCCGGCACUUGCUCAGUUGUAAGUACACAAUGUCAAAACCAUUUCCUCAAUUAAUACUUUUUCAUUCUCUAGCUGAUAAGUCUUGUUUCUAAAACUAGAUUGCUAAAAAUUGUGCUGGCUUGUUAAUGCAGAGCAAGAACAACCCUCUUGGAGUGAAGGUGAUGAAGCACAUGCUGGCCAGACCAAUUAAGAGUUUUGAAACAGAAGGGAAGGCGAGCAGCUCGUGAGAAGUCUCACUUUAUCUUUGAGUGGUGGAAAGGGAAGAGGAUGCUAAGAUUUCCACCAUGGCAUCCAAAUCAAUCCCUUCUUUGUUGAAGCGCUGCCCGAUAUCUUGAGUCCGCCACUGAAGAUAACACAGGAGCAUAUCAAGUGUCCAUUGAAAAAACAAAGAUGAUUUGGCAAAAAUCAUCUGUAUAUAACGCUUUACAUUUCAUGGUACUGUACUACUGUAUUUGAACAUGACAUUGAUCUCUGCCUAGCUGCAGUCGCAUUUGUUUAUAAGCACUUUAAGAAACUUUCAGUAUUUCUAAAAAGAAUUCCACACGGACUACGCUCCACGGUGAUGUAAUAUGAUUAUGUUUAUGCUCUUUGUAUUCAAUCACUGACGGUAAUUAUUCUUCUUCUUCAUGUUAAGCUUCAUGUUUAUGGUUUUUCCUCUUUGCAUGCCCUCAGUCUCGCAAUGUGAUUAUUAUGCAAGAGACUAUAAUUAGUAGAGAGAUUUGUGCAUGACACUGUAGAGGUCGAGAGAAAUCUUGCUUGCUUUAGAAAGCCUCUUUUGAAAUGACGACGAAAAUCCUUUUACUAGCACCAUCAACUUUGAUGAAUCUAGGUAAAUUGUAAUGGCUACCAAGAUUUGAAACACUAAACCGAAAAACUGGAGGCGACCACAAGGAAUAUCAAUUGGCACAAAAUUACUCCUUGUCAGAUGAACGGAUGAAUUUUGAUGAUUGAUGAGCAACAAUCCAAGCAUUAAAAGCGUGAAAAUGUUCUUUGUGGAUGGAAGAGUGAGUGGUUUUUAAGAGAUGCAGAGGGAUGGAUGGAAGGAGUCUGAGUGUUUUGAGUUGGAAAGGAGAGCCUCAAAAAAAAAAAAAAAAAAAAGAAAAGGUUGGAAAGGAAGGAGAUAAGCAUGUCAACUACAAUUCACUUUGUCGAGGUUUUCGUCUGGAUGUAAUAUCGACGGAUAAGCCGACGAGCAAUUCACAUUUAAUCUCAUCCGUCGACGUAAUCGUCGGGAUAAAUAUCUGGAUGACUAUAUCGAUUCUCUUCGACCUUUUUUUCACUUCGUCAAUCUACUAUUCUCGAUGAGUUAGUCGAUCAACCUUAAUUUUAGUUCAUCAAUUUUUUUUUGUCGAACUUUUAAGAUUAUGUCUCAGUCGAUAAUAUUUUUUUACAAUCUUAGUAUCAUUAGUCGACUAAUUUAUUGGUAUAAUGCUCUUGAUGAACAAGGCAUGAUUUUUUUUUUCUUCUAACUUUUCGAUUCUUCUUGGUUGACAUGUGUCAUCUGGAUUGCAAAAAUAGUUUUGUUAACUUGACAAAGAGCUUGAUGACCAAGUCGAAAGAAUUUUUCUUCAAUCUUGACGACAAGGCGAUAGCCUUUUGUACAACCAUAAUUGCAUCAAUCAUCUUUGCGACAGAAGAGGAAGUUUGAUGAGUAAGUCGACAACAUUUUUUUGAAGACGUUUCCCUCAGGAUUAAUUUCACGUCUUUCACCAUUUACUUUGUCUAUUUUUAUUUUUUAUUUUUAUAUGAAUUGCAACAAAGUUUUUUAAUCUCUUACAUUGUGGUAGUCCACCUUCACUUGACAAUCCAUUUACUUUGUCUAUAAACAAGUUUUAAGGUUACUUUCAUUUCAUUGCCUUUAUCAUAUCACCAACGAUUAACUCUUCACAUUUUUCCUCAACCUUCAUUCAUUUAUUGACUUUGUUGUCGAACUUGACUAGUCCACAACAUUCUUCCCGAAACUUUUAAGUUGGGAGAGAGAAUGAUCCUCAAAACUUCACUGAUUCAUUAUAAAUAGUCUCACAUAAUAAGAUUAAGGUUAAGUUGUGUUAGACAAUCUGGUCGUGAUGCUAUUGUUACUAUUUUAUAUUUGCCACCAAAAAAGGAAAAGAAAAUGUACUAUAUUAUGAUUCCCCGUCUCUGAUUUUACAAUUAACUAUCAAACUUCGAAAAAGAUUUUGUUUUAUUUAAUCUUUUAUUUUAUCAAACUUUGAAAUUUUGAUUGUUUAUUAGUAUGAUUGAAUUUGGAUCAUUAGAAUUCAAUGUCAUGUUAAACGUCUCUAUUAUUUUCAUGAGACCAUCUUGCAAGCUCAGCCCAAAACGACUUUGGGGAUGGGUUUCGGGACCAUCAAAUUCCAAUAUGUCAAUGUUGAUGGAUUGAUCUUUCUCGCGCCUCAUUCUGAUCAUUGAUCAUGCUUUUUGAGCUACAACAAUUGAUUAAAAAAAAAAACAAUUGACCAAAAACAAUAACAGUAAGAUUACAGGAAAUGCAACUUAAAGCGAUGAGCUAUAGUUUUGUAUUUGUUUUUUAAGCACCUAAACUAGAGUUGGCAAGAAUACCUACGGACUUACUAUUCAUCCAAAUCCAUUGGACUUUAGUCCAUAAAUGUCCAUCCAUUUAAAAUGUUAGGUUUGGGUAGAUCUGGAUAAAAAGUUGUUUAAAAGGGUAUGGGUAGUCUACGGUUACCCAUCAGGUAAUCUAUUAGAUUUUCAAACUAUACAAUCAUCAUUUAAGUAGGUCAUGACCCGACCCAACCCAACCCAUUUAAGGAAGGGUUAUAUACGAACUGGGUCAUGACGAGUUGGCGUGGGUUGUGAGUCAACUAUUUUACUAUAAAAUUUUUACCUGAGUGUUGAUCCAUACAUAAAAUUACUUUUUUUAACAAUGGUAUAUUUUAUAACUUAAUGGACUUCAAAUUUUUACAUUUACGGCAAGUAUAACUGGGUCAGCCCAUGCAUCGAGGUGGGUCGACCCAAUAACCACGUCAUGAUACACGAGUCAAAUUUUUAUUUUUUGUUCAAAUAAAUUUUACACUUGUAUUUUCUAACUCCUUUAAGUUCAACUUUUACGUUUUGAUUCAUAUUAAACUGGGUCGAUCCAUGAGUCAUGUCGAAUCGACCCAAUAACCGAACCACGGUACAUGAAUCGAAUUUCGAUUUUUUUAAAAAUAAAGUACAACUAUGGAUUUUUACUUUGGAGACUAAUAAUUAUAUUUUCUACUAAGUUUUACCGG
Messenger RNA from Oldenlandia corymbosa var. corymbosa, 5461 nucleotides. The record is from the annotation of a GenBank genome assembly. NCBI's taxonomy places the organism in Eukaryota, Viridiplantae, Streptophyta, Magnoliopsida, Gentianales, Rubiaceae.